UGCCUAUCAUGUGUUCUAUUUGACAUACACCAUAAAUGCACAGCCCUACAAAUGGGCUUUGGCCCGUUUCUUUUUGGCCAUAUAAUGGCGUUAGUGUAUCGGGGUCUGGCCCUACGAUACAUAUUAGGCUCUAAUCAGGGUUUGAGGUAAACCAAUAACAUUUGCUUUGAACAUGCAUAGAAAAUUGGGGGAAUCGUAGCAUAACAUUCCCAAACCAACACAAGCCCUUUGAACAAAUCUGUGCAGAAGAGAAGCGACACUCACCGCAACGAGAGAUUUCAGAUGAGGGAACAUAAGAAGCAAAAUGCUUAUGUGAGGCAAAUAAUUGAGGACAUAAUUUGGACUCAAACCGUGGCGCGAAUUUGUAUACUGCACAUGAUUUUUAGCAAAGUUUCGAAGAAAAGGAGGCGAGCUGAAUUUGCGUUGGCUUACGACAUUCUGAAUCGAGUACCGAUGCAGAUUCAACGUUUAAACAGACUCGUUGGGGUAACUGACACAGAUUGUUUAGUUAAUUGUAGGAUGGACCGGAAUACGUUUGGAAGGUUGUGUUCAUUGUUUACAGAGUUGGGAAUGUUACGCGUCCGGCGGUUCGUAGGGAUAGAAGAGCAAGUCGCCAUUUUUCUAGGUGUCAUAGCACAUCACAAGAAAAACCGUGUUGUUCGAUUUGAUCAUUGGCGAUCAGGGAACACAGUUUCAUUCUACGUUCAUGAGGUCCUUGCAGCAGUAUUAAAGUUGCAUUCCUUGUUCUUGGUCAAACCCGAGCCUAUUCGCGAAGAUUGUGUAGAUUGGCGAUGGAAAUGUUUUCAGGGGUGUCUUGGUGCUCUUGAUGGCACCUACAUUGACGUUUUAGUACCAAACGAGGACAAACCACGGUUUAGGAAUAGGAAGGGUCAGAUAACAACCAACACUUUGGCCGCUUGCGACAGGCACAUGCGUUUCACAUACAUAUUACCCGGCUGGGAGGGAUCAGCUGGCGAUGCUCGAGUGCUUCGCGAUGCCGUAACUCGUCCUCAUGGGUUGCGAGUCCCAAUAGGUAAUUAUUAUUUGUGUGAUAAUGGAUAUGCGAACAGUGAAGGUUUUCUAACCCCUUACAAGGGGGUGAGGUAUCACCUCCAAGAUUGGGGUCCUGAUGCGCAAAUUCCACAAAAUGCUGUAGAGCUCUUCAACAUGCGUCAUACCAAAGCUAGGAAUGUAAUUGAGAGAGCAUUCGCGGUACUGAAGAUGCGGUGGGGUAUUUUGCGCAGUGCCUCCUUCUAUCCCCUCAAAGUUCAAAUAAAUUUAAUUAUAGCAUGCUUCCUUCUCCAUAACUACGUUCGGUCUGAGAUGCCAAUUGAUCCACUCGAUGACCUUUUGGACUGCAUGCCUGAGAGCCAAGGGGCUGAGGCCGAGGGAGAUCAUAGGGACAUUGAAUACGUUGACUACGUUGAGGCAACGUCAUCUUGAUCAUCCCUUGUUACGCCCACCACCCAUUCAAGGCCAUUGAGCAUUUGGAGUCUGCAGAGAUUAGGUAAGCUACCUCCAUGCUCGCACAUCCAUUCAUAAGGAAUAACCUUCAUGUCAAAAAAGUAUGUGUCGUUGUUAGUUUGGAAAGCAAGCCUCGCAUGUAAAAUACAUAUGAAUUUUCCAACUUACCAUGCGGUACAAGCAUGACCGUGUAGUCAAUGUCCGACAAAACGAUGGUUUAAUGUGCCUA
Salvia splendens (bonfire salvia) is the source of this 1693-nucleotide messenger RNA. RefSeq lists its product as uncharacterized. Bases 283 to 1443 code for a protein of 386 amino acids. The record is from RefSeq and is a predicted model, not a curated record. The transcript is spliced from 4 exons. NCBI's taxonomy places the organism in Eukaryota, Viridiplantae, Streptophyta, Magnoliopsida, Lamiales, Lamiaceae.